Messenger RNA from Suillus discolor, 1785 nucleotides. RefSeq lists its product as uncharacterized. The transcript is spliced from 7 exons. The record is from RefSeq and is a predicted model, not a curated record. NCBI's taxonomy places the organism in Eukaryota, Fungi, Basidiomycota, Agaricomycetes, Boletales, Suillaceae. The coding region runs from base 1 to 1785 and encodes 594 amino acids.
AUGUCCUCAAGGCAUCGCAAUGCCUCGGAGGACAAGCUACCCAUGUUACCUAUGCCUCCAAACUAUACCCCUGCGGUGUCCUCACAUUCGAGUUAUGGUGUCCAUGAUCAUUUUUAUCGUCAUGGAGAUUAUGAUUCAAUGAUUCCAGAAUCCUUAGGGGGAUAUAGGCCACCUGGCCAAAUUCACGAUGAACAUUAUUCACCAAGCGAGCACUCCUUCACAGGAGACAGCUCAACGUCACACAGCUCUAGCUCGCAUCACUCAGCAUAUAUGCGUGAACUUGAGUCAUGGAAUGACUUGUUGAAGGAGAAUAAUACCAAUUUGGAGGCCCGUAAUCAGCUUCUCCAGAUCAAACUCAGUCAACUUGAAGGAGAGCUCGAAAAUUCCAAGUGCAUGUACGACAAGCUUCUCGAUUGUCUCAACUCCCUCUCUACUACCACUCCUCCACCAUCAAUGGUUCCAAUUUCAGACCCGUUCAUUGCUGUUGUACAAGCAUCACACUACCAUGAUGUGGUGUACUGGAACCGUGAUAAAUACAUGGACGAUUAUGACAAUGGUCGUGGCACCUUACGGACACAUGCUAACGACAGUUCUGGGAAACACGGCUUCCUGGAAGAUGAAGAUGGUGUUAUAUGCUCACAAAAGCGCCAGCAAGAGAUGCACAAAUAUCAAAUGCAAUUGUGGCACACACUUCGACGAUACAAUCAUGCACCUGUUACUUGGAUGAAAAUUGACUCGCUUGCAGCCGAAUAUUUUCGGUGCUCCAUGCGUACAAAGUUUAUUGAGCUUUGCUUGUGCCACAGAGACUGGAAGACCGACCUCCUUGCCAUAUGCCACUACUCUCAGUGGAGCGACCGUCCACGCACUGAUGACAUGAUUAUAAUCAAACAAGAAGCCCCCAAUUGUCGUGUGAAGCAGGAAUUUCAACCGUCUUCAACCAAACGCCCUGCCUCUCUCACAUUGCUGAAGCCCGCACAUGCAGAUAAAAAAACCCAUGCCUUGUUCACUAAUUCAAACGUGAAGCUACCACGAUCGACGUCAACCACGACUCAUUCUAGGAUUGCAGUACCUGUCGUCCACAGUGAUGCAUUUGACCAUGUCAUGGCUCCUUCAUUGAUACAUCCCGCAAAGUCGCUACCUGAGAAGAACAGCCCCAAUAUCGAUACUAUGCCCAAUGAAGGCUCUUUGCCUACUGUAUCUCCCAGCAUCACAAUGCCGAAUUCAUGCAGUACAGUACCCCAGCCUCUCAAAAUCAUCAGUGCAUUGGACAAUGUGUUUGAUGGUGACACGGAGCAACACAACACCAUAAUGAAUAGUGCAGCACUUGCAUCAACCAGCCUGGCCGAGUUACUCGAGAAAAAAACUGUUUCUGAUCGUACCAACCUUCCUGUUCCCCCUUCUGCUACAUCACGACUAGCAUUUCUUGAAAGCCUCCAUUCUGCUCUUACUACAUCAGCCAAAGGCUCUAUCACACCAUCGAGUAGCAUAACCCAACCAGAGAACAUCGCAUUGUCAACUGUGACUGCUGCAGCCAUCAAAAAUGGCAGGAACACUACCAACACUCAAGCCGAAUAUCGACCAAAUAAGUCUUUCACUGCACGCAAUUUGUGCGGGAUCGAGUGGAAGAAGUCUCAUAAAAAGGGUACCGCCGGUGAAUUUGCUACGUACUGGACUUCGCUGCCAGAAGAGCAAAAAGAUGCUAAAUCGAGCGUGUCUGCGUCCCUCAGAGUCGCUGGUGUCGAUACCACCCCACUACCACUUGCAGCCAUGUCUUCGGUAUCCUAG